AUCACUAGGAGGAACAGCCAAAGGUCUCAUCUAGACAGUUAAGGAGAAGCUCCUCUGUGAAUGUCAUCCGACAUGGAGGGGAUGACAGGAAGUGUGUUGUUGUUGUGCCUGUUGUGCCUUAUCAGCCUAACUAAUGCAAAUACCAGUCCUAUAAUCCUCAAUGUUAUUGAAAGUGUAUGUGAAGACAUCCCCAUAGGUGCCGUUGCGUUUACUAUAAAUGCAACAGAUGCAGAAAAUGACCCAUUGACUUAUUCACUCAGUGGGCCAAAUGCAGCAUACUUCAAAGUUGACAGCAACACUGGGAGCGUAUCAGUCAUUAGGGAACUAGAUAGAGAGGGGGGUGGUGAUGUAAUGACGGUUGGAGUUGCUGUCUCUGAUGGUCUCAAUGAUGUGAAAAAAACGUUAACCAUACUAUUAGCAGAUGCCAACGACAACAGACCCAUAUUUCAGGAGUCUUCAUAUGAUGUUGAGAUCCGAGAGAAUACCAAUGUAGGGACGUCUCUGUUUAGGGUGCAGGCCAACGAUUUAGACACUGGAAAUGCCGGUGUUAUUCACUACAGCAUUGAUGAAGUUUCUCCAAAUGAAGGAUUCAGUCUGUUCAGCAUUGUAAGCAUAACUGGUGAAGUCAGACUUAGUGGACGUCUGAAUUAUACUGCAUUGAACACUUUCUACCGGCUGAAGAUUAACGCAACUGAUGGUGGAGGUCGAUGUUAUUAUAAAGAAAACAAAUUCUUCUCAAGCGUUGUUUUUUCCUUCAUUACGGUUGUUGACGUCCCAGACCUUGACCCACUGUUCAUUGGGCUUCCCUACGUCGGGAGAGUCGCGGAGAAUUCUACUUUAGGCAUGUCUGUGUUUAAAGUGACUGCCAUAGACCAGGACACAGGAGUCAAUGAUGUUGUCAUUUAUAGUAUUGAAGAUUCCACGCCAGGUGGCUUGUUUCAAAUCUCAAGAGAUGAUGGCAUCAUAUCUGUACGGUCACCAAUUGACAGAGAAGAUAUUGGUGACAUUGUUACCCUGACUGUAAAGGCAACGGAGUCUAAGACAAACAUCCACGGCAUCUAUGCCAGCACCACAGCAAGUGUACAGAUCAACAUCAUCGACAUCAAUGACAACAAGCCGGAGUUUUAUAAGUGUGGAGACGAGCUCUCCUGUGUGAAGGCGACUCACUUCACGGGAGAAGUCUUUGAACACUCGUUGGGGACUGUUCCCAUCAACAUGACGGUCAAAGAUCUGGAUAAGAUUUCCACUACUGUACUAACCCUGAAGGGAGCAUACAAGGAUGUGUUUUCUGUGGAACCCCAAUCUACCAUGUCGGACAGCAUCGUUCAGCUUCUGGUCAAACAGCCCCAAGCACUGGAUUAUGAAUUAAAACAGGAAAUGGUUCUUGAAGUGAUUGCCACAGAUCAAGAAAAACCCAGCUUCCAGUCCACUGCUACAGUUACAAUUAAGAUCAAGGACAUCAAUGACAACAGCCCUGUUUUUCCAAAGGACACCUAUAAGCUGAAGGUUCCUGAGCACUCUCCUGCUGGGACAGAAGUGGCAGUCAUUACUGCGGAGGAUCCUGACACAAUGGAUCAAGGCAACCUCACCUACAGACUUCUUCCAGACAGCAUACUACCAUAUUUUGACGUGGAGCCACAUACGGGCAAAAUUUAUGUGAAAAACAAAACUCUGGUGGAUCGCGAGGUCAGAUCUCUGUUUUCAGCAACUCUGCAGGCCAAGGACACGGACGAAAAGCCCGGCACCACAGUACUGGAGAUUACUCUAACUGACAUAAACGACCAGCCUCCAGUCAUGAGCAGGGACUCUUACCGGGAGUUUGUUAAUGAGGGUGGACAGCUUGAACUUAAGAUAGAGGCUUCUGAUGCAGAUGACCCAGGUACGGAAAACAGCCAGAUAGUGUUUGGAAUCGUACCAAGCAGGUACAGUGAUAACUUCACCAUUGACCCCAACACCGGCAUGUUAAGAAACAAGGGUGAGCUUGAUCGUGAGGCCAUAGACCCGAAGCUGGAUGGGAGGAUCGAGCUCAAUAUAACAGCAACUGACAAGGGUAUUCCCCCAUUGUCCAGCAUGGUCACAGUCAUCAUCAAUGUAGAGGAUAUCAAUGACAACUCACCACAAUUUAAAGCCUCUUUUUACAAAUUCACUGUUAAAGAAGGAGAAAAAGGUGCAUAUGUGGGUUCUGUUUACGCAGAGGAUUUGGACCAAACAAGCACACAUAACCGCAUUUCUUUCAGCAUCGUUAAUGGAAGCUUCGGCAGCUUUAUGAUUCGCACCUUUGCAGAGGAUCGAGGUUACAGGGGAAAAAUCAAUGUGGACCAAGACAUUGAGCUGGACUACGAGAGCACUCUCAAGCAAUUCAGACUGCUGGUAGAGGCAGCAGAUCUGGAACAGAAGAAAGCUGAAGUGAUGGUGCAAGUGAACGUGUUGGAUGUGAACGAUGAGAGGCCCGAGUUCAAACCGACCAAGCCCGUGACCGUGAAGGAGAACACCAACAUCAAUGGGGCUGUUGGAAAAUUUACAGGGUAUGACAAAGAUGGAAACCACUCACUGGUCUAUGAGGAGGAAUCUAUCAAAUGCAGAUGCAACGGCUCUCUGACACCCUGCAGUAACUUUAUUCUGGAUCCGACGGGGGAAGUCCGACUCAAUCUGACCAACCUGGUGGAUUAUGAACAAUGUGACCAGGUGGUGAUAGAGGCUCAGGUGGUGGAUGAGUACACAGAGAAAGGAGAGAAAAACAGUGUCACAACAGGACAAAUGGUGAUCAACAUUGAAGACAUCAAUGACAAUGCUCCAGAAUUCAUUGUGUCCAAUUCUGUAUUUGUUGUGGUGUCAGAAAGCGCAAGUAAGGGGACAUCUGUUGCAGCAGUCACUGCUACAGACCGUGACUCUGGAAUAAAUAGGCAGAUUGAGUUUAAAGUAACAACAGUCCAAUUUGAAGAAAUCAACAAUCAUAUAAGUAACAUGAGGACGCUGUUCGAGGCCGUCACCACACAGCAAAAGGACAUUUAUGUUGGAAUUAUUCAAACUACAGAGGGGCUUGAUAUUACACUGAAAGGGAAGUACUUGGUAACAGUAUCUGCAACUGACACCGGCGGCCUCUCCACAAGCACUGUGCUGGAGAUUUUCACAGUUGAUGAGUCCUAUAAAGUUGAACUUGAAUUUACAUCUUCCCAAGCUGAUGUUGAAAAAAACCUCAAUGAAAUCAGAAGGGCACUUACUGCUGCCACCAAGUCCGCUGUUGAAAUCGUUGCCAUCAGGUCAGACACUCCUCAAGAAUCCAGGGAUCCAGGUAAAACUAUUAUAGUGGCAUAUUUUGUCUACUCCAACGGGACUGCUCUUACUUCUAAUGAAGUGGAAAAGAUGCUCUCUGAUCCUAAACAUUAUCCUGUGCUGGGGCAGCUUGGCCUCGCGAACAUUGGGAAGGCUCCUGCGAUUGAACAAGACACAGACCCUGUGCAGUACAUCCUGCUGGGGAUGGUAGGAGGCCUCAUCAUCAUACUGGCCAUCCUCACCACCUCCCUAUUGUGCACUCGCAGAAACUACAGGAGGAAGCUAAAGGCAGCUAAAGCCAUGAACUCUGCAUCCAUGGUGACUUCUGACAACCAGAAAGGUGGUCCUGUGGUGCCUGGAACCAACAAGUACACCAUGGAGGGGGCUAAUCCUGUUCUCAACCUCAACAUCGACACAGCCAUGGUCCUGGACUUGGAUGAGGAGAGCUCAGAUGUGGACAAAGUCAGCCUCAACUCCCUGGACUACAGUGAUGACAUGACUGAAAGGGAUUCACAACCUAUCAUGCAGAUGAUCCGGGAGGAAGAGGAGGAAGAAACUGGGACACCAGAGUACAUUGAGCCUCUGGGUGCAGCACUGGCCCAGCGGGGGCAGGAGAAAGGCUCCAAAAAUCCUCGGGUGGGUUUCAGUAACCCUGCGUUCAACACUACAGACCUAUGAUGGAAAUGAUGUGAAGGGAGAGAUGCUGACCAGAAGCCUACGGUGGACUUUUGUUGCUUCUCUGUAAUCACCAAAAUACCAUUUAAACAUAUUGAUGGUUUAUGGUUGGAUGAAGUCCGCAUGUCUUCAAAUGGCCUUCUGUUCUGAUUAAUUGUAAUGUAUUACUGAUAUUAUACACAAGAUUCAUGGCACCUAAAGUGAUGAAUUAGCUUUUUCCAAACAUUCAAUUCAAGGAAAAACAAGAAGUAAAACCAAAAUGGGAGAUGUCCAGAAAACAGUAUAAUGAUAUCAUGGAAUUUGGUUUGUUAACAGUUAAAGGAAUAGCUUGACAUUUUGGGAAAUAUGUUUAUUCACUUGAAGUUCGAUACCACUCUCAUAUGUGUCCAACAAAUAUGAAGCUAUGGCCAGGAGACCAUAGCUUAGCUUUAGGAUUAAAAACAGCUGGUCUGGCUGUGUUCAAAGCUAACCAACACCUUGUUUGUUUAUUCCGUACAAAAAUAUAUAAAACUGUAGAUAGACGCAGGCUUCAUGUUUAGCCCAUGAGAGUGGUUUAAACUUGGCAAGAAAGCAAAUAGGUGUACUUCCCAAACUGUCGAACUCCUCUUUUAAAACAUAAACCUUAUCGAGAUAAUGAAAAAUUGGACAAAUGCAGUGGGAAAGCAAACAAAACAAUUGUUUGUUGCACAUGUGAAUCACUUUAUUUUUGUUAAUAUAUUAAGCCACAGUUUAAAAACUGUUUGGUUUGAAAUAAACUGUAUGAUAAGGUAUGUCAACACACAAUGCUAAUUUUUGUUUGAAAAUCCAAAAAGAGGAAAGAGGAUCUAGAGAGGAGAAUAUUGCAUAAUGUCAGUGUCUGAUUUAAAUCCUUAUUUAUAACUGCACAUCAGCCAAAAGGUUUACCCUAUUGCAUGUUUAAUUUGUCAGUGUUUGCGUUGGGUUUGAGAUAUGAAAUAAAACCUCAUGCAGUGUGAUUUUGUGACUUCGUACAAGUAGCAAAUUGAGAAAAAAAAUGAUUUCACUGUUUACUGACAUCUAAAUGAAUGUAUCACAAGUGCAAUCUGUGAAUAAAAUUGAC
Micropterus dolomieu (smallmouth bass) is the source of this 5026-nucleotide messenger RNA. RefSeq names its product cadherin related family member 2 (gene cdhr2). The coding region runs from base 61 to 3951 and encodes 1296 amino acids. The transcript is spliced from 31 exons. Gene Ontology annotation, cellular component: plasma membrane; catenin complex. The record is from RefSeq and is a predicted model, not a curated record. NCBI's taxonomy places the organism in Eukaryota, Metazoa, Chordata, Actinopteri, Centrarchiformes, Centrarchidae. Gene Ontology annotation, molecular function: calcium ion binding; cadherin binding. Gene Ontology annotation, biological process: homophilic cell-cell adhesion.